AUGUCGGUCAACCGCGAACGCGAUCUCGACAAGCUGCCCCCAAUCGCGGUCGACCCUAAGGAAAUGCCGCCUCUGCUGCCUUAUGGACUACAAUUCAACCUACUCAUGCCUACGCGCGAUGUCUCCCUCACGGACGGACAAUAUCCCAUUUGCGACGAGGCCGUUCCGUGGACUCUUCAACUCGAGCUGUGCUACCUUCAGUUCCACCCGACCACCUGGGAUAUCCUCAAGGAGGACGAUCAAAUCGAUGAGCGGUACUACGAUGCUCUACUCGAUCUUUGCGCGAGACUGGGUGACUCGGUCUACGAGGGCGACCGGCAUGUCAGGCUGCGCGAGGCACUCGUACGGGUGCUCUCUCGUCGCUUAAGAAGAUGGGGCCGGCUAUAUGUCCUGCAUCAUGCGCGCGAGCAGUACUUCCGUCAGCAGCUCGCCCUGCAUCCGACGUGGUCCGUCUCCGACGUUGUCAUGUCGAUACCGCUCUCGGAGGAGUAUCCACCCGUGCAGCCCAAAGCCCCGAUCUCCUCUCUGUGGCCGCUUCCAAUGCCCCAUCCCGAUGCCGCUUUUCAGCGGCAGCUCAUCCAGGUCACGAUCCGCAACUACGAACCGCACAGACUGUUCGACGUCGAGAGUGUCGCCUCCGAAGCGACCUAUGAGCGACUAUGGGGAACGACCACGAAGAAGAGCGACCGGCGGCCGUUGACAGCGUUCCAAGAUCUCACCAUCACCGAGUCCUCCGUUGCCGUCCCUGCCGCGGAUUCCUUUCCCGUCGCUUCCUCAGCAACGGCAACCUGCUCUCGACGCCACCGAGACCGCAGCGACGACUGA
This is a messenger RNA of Rhodotorula toruloides NP11, 825 nucleotides long. RefSeq lists its product as uncharacterized. Lineage: Eukaryota; Fungi; Basidiomycota; Microbotryomycetes; Sporidiobolales; Sporidiobolaceae. The coding region runs from base 1 to 825 and encodes 274 amino acids. The record is from RefSeq and is a predicted model, not a curated record. The transcript has 3 exons.